GCGGCGGGAGUGAGCGACACAGAGCGGGCCGCCACCGCCGAGCAGCCCUCCGGCAGUCUCCGCGUCCGUUAGCCCGCGAGUCCUCCGCGAAUCGGCGGUGGGUCCGGCAGCCGAAUGCAGCCCCGCAGCGAGCGCCCGGCCGGCAGGACGCAGAGCCCGGAGCACGGCAGCCCGGGGCCUGGGCCCGAGGCGCCGCCGCCGCCACCGCCGCAGCCGCCGGCCCCCGAGGCAGAGCGCACGCGGCCCCGGCAGGCUCGGCCCGCAGCCCCCAUGGAGGGAGCCGUGCAGCUGCUGAGCCGCGAGGGCCACAGCGUGGCCCACAACUCCAAGCGGCACUACCACGAUGCCUUCGUGGCCAUGAGCCGCAUGCGCCAGCGCGGCCUCCUGUGCGACAUCGUCCUGCACGUGGCUGCCAAGGAGAUCCGUGCGCACAAAGUGGUGCUGGCCUCCUGCAGCCCGUACUUCCACGCCAUGUUCACAAAUGAGAUGAGCGAGAGCCGCCAGACCCACGUGACGCUGCACGACAUCGACCCUCAGGCCUUGGACCAGCUGGUGCAGUUUGCCUACACGGCUGAGAUUGUGGUGGGCGAGGGCAACGUGCAGACUCUGCUCCCAGCCGCCAGUCUCCUGCAGCUGAAUGGCGUCCGAGACGCCUGCUGCAAGUUUCUACUGAGUCAGCUCGAUCCCUCCAACUGCCUGGGCAUCCGGGGCUUUGCCGAUGCGCACUCCUGCAGCGACUUGCUCAAGGCUGCCCACAGGUACGUGCUGCAGCACUUCGUGGACGUGGCCAAGACCGAGGAGUUUAUGCUGCUGCCCCUGAAACAGGCAUCUUCAGGGCUCCCUGGGUCCACAGGACCUUCCCCAGAUCUCAGGUCUGAGGACCCCCACUCGCAGGUGCUGGAACUGGUCUCUAGCGACAGCCUGAACGUGCCUUCAGAGGAGGAGGUCUACCGAGCCGUCCUGAGCUGGGUGAAACACGACGUGGACGCCCGCAGGCAGCAUGUCCCACGGCUCAUGAAGUGUGUGCGGCUCCCCCUGCUGAGCCGCGACUUCCUGCUGGGCCACGUGGAUGCCGAGAGCCUGGUGAGGCACCACCCUGACUGCAAGGACCUCCUCAUCGAGGCCCUGAAGUUCCACCUGCUGCCCGAGCAGAGGGGCGUCCUAGGCACCAGCCGCACGCGUCCCCGGCGCUGCGAGGGGGCCGGGCCUGUGCUUUUUGCUGUGGGCGGCGGGAGCCUGUUUGCCAUCCACGGAGACUGUGAGGCCUACGACACGCGCACCGACCGCUGGCACGUGGUGGCCUCCAUGUCCACGCGCCGGGCCCGGGUGGGAGUGGCUGCGGUGGGGAACCGGCUCUAUGCUGUGGGCGGCUAUGACGGGACCUCAGACCUGGCUACCGUGGAGUCCUACGACCCCGUGACUAACACGUGGCAGCCGGAGGUGUCCAUGGGCACGAGGCGAAGCUGCCUGGGUGUGGCCGCCUUGCACGGACUCCUGUACUCGGCCGGCGGCUAUGACGGGGCCUCCUGCCUGAACAGUGCUGAACGCUACGACCCCCUGACCGGAACGUGGACGUCCGUCGCUGCCAUGAGCACCCGGAGGCGCUACGUGCGAGUGGCCACGCUUGAUGGGAACCUGUAUGCUGUGGGCGGCUACGACAGCUCCUCACACCUGGCCACUGUGGAGAAGUAUGAGCCCCAGGUGAACGUGUGGUCGCCCGUGGCGUCCAUGCUGAGCCGACGCAGCUCAGCAGGCGUGGCCGUGCUGGAGGGUGCCCUGUACGUGGCAGGGGGCAACGACGGCACCAGCUGCCUCAACUCGGUAGAGAGAUACAGUCCAAAGGCUGGAGCCUGGGAAAGCGUGGCGCCCAUGAAUAUCCGCAGGAGCACGCAUGACCUGGUGGCCAUGGAUGGCUGGCUGUACGCCGUGGGGGGUAACGACGGUAGCUCCAGCCUCAACUCCAUCGAGAAGUACAACCCGAGGACCAACAAGUGGGUGGCCGCAUCCUGCAUGUUCACCCGGCGCAGCAGUGUGGGUGUGGCGGUGCUGGAGCUGCUCAAUUUCCCACCGCCAUCCUCCCCGACGCUGUCCGUGUCCUCCACCAGCCUCUGACCCACCUACCACCAGAGGCCUGGAGCCUCCCACAUGCCUUAAGGGGACCGUGGCCCCCACCAGGGACGUCCUGCGCCAUCCGUUCACGUCUCUGCGUCCAUUCCUUCAUGUCUUUAUUUAGUUGUUUAUUUAUUUAGUUAUUUAUUUUAUUUAUCGAGGGGUGAGGAGUGCCACGGCUGCGCGUGUACACCUUUAGCGUCUGGUCCUCCUGCGUGCCCUCCCCUCCACUGCCUGCAUGGGGGGCAGCGGGGAGUGACCAGGCGGGGGCCUCGCCGCCCCAGGGCCGUUGCCUGCUCAGACCCUGCAGGCUGUGGAGCAAGAGGCCCUGGGUCUCUCCAAGCAGCUGCAGACCCCAGCUUGAAUUUUGCACAUGGCGGGGUCCCGGGAAGGGUGGGGAGCAGGUGUCCUUCCUGUCGUCGUCUGCCAUGUGCCAUCUUUCCUGGAUCUUGUAGUGGGUGCACACGUGUGCACUGGGACCCCACACAGCAAUACGAGCCCAACUUGAACAAUAAACACAUUUCUGGGGCU
Molecule: messenger RNA, 2640 nt
Organism: Gorilla gorilla gorilla (western lowland gorilla)
Lineage: Eukaryota; Metazoa; Chordata; Mammalia; Primates; Hominidae
Gene: KLHL17
Product: kelch like family member 17
Exons: 12
Coding region: 115-2112 (665 amino acids)
Molecular function (GO): protein binding
Source: RefSeq, a predicted model, not a curated record